GUGACAGCUGGUGGAACACCGCGUGAGCGUGGCGGGAGUUUCGAGUGUGAGUUUCUUGAUGCAACGUAACACGCGAGGUUAUGUCAGGUGGUUAUCGAAACAUCGAAAAAGCGCACGGGAUACGUGGAUGCCGUGAACACGAACGUGUCGACGGGCGUUUGGCGCGCAAACACACCGCCUCGAUUAGGUUACAUAAUUAAUUAAUCAUACCGCCGUCAGUGGUUCGCAAACGUUGCAUAAUUGAGCGACGCCGCUGGGAGCUGGAGCCGCGGAUGCAGGAUACAAUCUCAAGACAUGGUAACUUCGAGGAGGGCUCACCGAUCGGGAGUUAGGAUGAUGCAACUUUGUUCGCGCGAGGGUGUUCUGUGACAGCAAUUACGGUGACAUGAAGUGAACUAACGCUUCGUCUUUAAGAGGGGUCAGGAAAUCCUGAAAGUUGCUGCGAAAAACCAAGACUGCAUUUCGAAAAGUUCGUCGAAUAACGAAGAGUGCAACUGUAAAGUGUUUAAGUGUCAGCACGAUGGAUACGUCAAGAAAUCGAACGCGGCUGAGAAGAAUGAUCGGUCUGCUAUGGCUCGUCUUCCUAUUCGUCGGCGUUUCAGCGGGAACAUUGGAGAAACUACACGAAGAACACGUGAGGGAGUUCAGCUGCGGGAUGCUGUACUACAGGACGCUCUACUUGGACAGUAAGAGGGACGCCCUGUACGUCGGCGCCAUGGACAAGGUGUUCAGGCUGAAUCUGAGCAACAUCAGUCACUCCAACUGUGAGAGAGACGCCCUUAAUCUGGAGCCAAACAACGUGGCAAAUUGCGUGUCCAAAGGGAAGUCGGAGCACUUCGACUGCCGGAAUCACAUAAGAGUGAUCCAGCCAAUGAGGGACGGCAAUCGGCUUUACAUCUGCGGCACCAACGCUCAUGCACCCAAGGAUUGGGUGAUCUAUAGCAACCUGACUCAUUUGCCACGCCAUGAGUUCGUCCCAGGCGUCGGCCAGGGCAUAGCAAAGUGUCCCUACGACCCCGCGGACAAUUCUACGGCGGUCUGGGUGGAAAAGGGCAAUCCUGGUAACCUGCCAGCGCUUUAUUCCGGCACCAAUGCCGAAUUCACCAAGGCCGAUACCGUGAUCUUCCGCACGGAUCUCUACAAUCUAACUACCGGUCACAAGGAGUUCAGUUUCAAGAGGACGCUCAAGUACGACUCGAAAUGGCUGGACAAGCCGAAUUUCGUGGGAUCUUACGACAUCGGCAUCCACGUUUUCUUCUUCUUCCGCGAGACCGCGGUGGAAUACAUAAACUGUGGCAAAAGCGUGUAUUCCCGCGUGGCCAGAGUUUGCAAAAGGGACACCGGCGGCAAGAACAUUCUGUCUCAAAAUUGGUCGACUUAUCUGAAAGCUAGGUUGAACUGCUCUAUACCUGGCGAAUUUCCCUUCUACUUCAACGAAAUACAGAGCAUUUACAAGGUGCCAGGUGACGACACUCACUUUUACGGAACGUUCACCACAUCGACAAACGGGCUAAUGGGCUCGGCGAUCUGCUCGUUCCACAUCGACGCGAUCCAGGAAGCGUUCCGUGGAAAAUUCAAAGAACAAGCGACGAGCAGCAGCGCCUGGCUUCCGGCACUCUCGAACAAAGUUCCUGAUCCGCGUCCUGGCCAGUGCGUGAACGACACAGAGACUUUCCCGGACACCGUUCUGAACUUCAUUCGGUCCCACCCCCUAAUGGACUCCGCCAUAUCUCACGAAAACGAGAAACCAGUAUUCUACAAGCGGGACGUAAUGCUCACACGAUUGGUCGUCGAUAAACUGCGCAUCGAUUUCGUUGGCCUCGACUUGGACUACACGGUCUACUACGCUGGCUCCAGCGACGGACGCGUACACAAGAUCGUUCAAUGGACGGACAACAACGGGGAUUCCCAGUCCAUCCUCUUGGACGUGUUUGACGUGACGCCUGGCGAACCGAUCCAAGCGAUGGAAAUCUCCAAGGAGCACAAGGCUCUUUACGUCGCGUCCGAUCAUCGAAUAAAGCAGAUCGAUCUAGUGAUGUGCACUCGUAGAUACGACAACUGCCUCCGCUGUGUUCACGAUCCUUAUUGUGGAUGGGACAAGGACACCAACACUUGCAAGCCUUACGAGCCUGGGCUUCUCCAGGACGUAUCGAACAGCACAGCCGACGUUUGCGACAGCAGCGUGGGUAAACGGAAGCUGGUCGUCACUUGGGGCCAGUCGGUGCAUCUGGGCUGUUUCGUGAAGAUGCCCGAGGUGUUGGCGAACCAGGAAGUCAGGUGGUACCACUACAGCAAAGAGAAGGGCAGGUAUCAGAUAGCUUACAAGUACGGAGCCGGAGGGGACAAGUUCAUCGAGACGUCCGAGAAGGGUCUUGUCAUCGUGGGAGUGAACGAGCAAGAUGCUGGGAGGUACGAUUGCUGGCUAGGUGGUUCCCUUCUGUGCUCCUACAACAUCACCGUCGACGCGCACAGAUGCUCCGCGCCCGCCAAGUCGAACGACUAUCAGAAGAUAUACUCGGACUGGUGCCACGAAUUCGAGAAAUACAAGUCCGCCAUGAAGAGCUGGGAGAGAAAGCAAGCGCAAUGCGCCUCGAGGCAAAACGACAGCAACCAGAACCUGCAUAUGAACGAGGUGUACGGUACACCUUUAGUCUGAUGGAGCCGAUCGUUGGAGCCCUCGUCGAGUCGAGACCCCGACACACCGCGUAGAAGCGUCCUGGCGAAGAAUCGAGGUCCAUCCACGAUCAGUUGUAGGAGCCUCACUCUCCUUCUGACCGGUUACACCACUGCCUUCAUCCACCUCGACGGGCUCUCGACCAAGUGAGAUCGAUACGCGAAACACGUCCGCGCCAGUAACCGACAAACCGUCCUUGAUCGGUUGAAUCUUGAAUGAACAUUCGAUCUCGCGUGUGCCGGAACCAAUCAAACGACGAUCCUGGCCAACACACAUAAUCAUUGCAUAGAAACGGCCGCCACCUAGCGACGGUAUUCUUCUAUUCCGCGUGACAGUGCGCGUAAAGUCGAGGACUCGCGCGGAUCUGGUCUCGUUUCCGGCGCUUUUUACUCCUGUAAAUAGACGCGCGACGCGUUCGUGACCACGUCCGAUGGAAAAGUGCGCUUAAAACGACUCGACGAACCCACAGUUCCGUAUUUAACGUCCGGCAAACGCAACGAUCAGUUUCGAAGAUUCGCGGGGAACUCUUCCACCCUCCGACCUUGCCUCUAUCGAGGUGUUCGAGCGCUUCUGUGUCAGCGUUCGAUGAAAGUAGCGACGAGAUUCGAGACAGUGGGGUAUCUUGUUCCUGAGAUCCCUCCAUCCCCCUAGCCAACUUGAUUCUUUCACUCGCCGAACAAUAAGCAUAUCGACGGCUGAGUCUGUUCCAAGGACUUGUUCGAAACGCCGCUCCAGGGGGCUGGCGGAUGCAUUUAGAAACCGGAAAUGAAUUCUCCCGUUUGUUGUUUUUUCUUUUCUUAGAUCUGUGAUACGAACGACGAGACGAGACUCUCGAGCGAACGUGUUCUCGGUUGGCCGCUCGAUCGAGCGUCCCAGGCAACAAGGAGCAAAGAAGACUAAAGUGGGAGGGGAAAUAUACAUGUACGGUCGAGCUUCAAGCGUAGUUUUAACGAGCCCGGAGAACGACUUAAUUGGAAGACUGUGUGUGUAUGGUAAUAUUGAUUCGCCGGGCGGAUGAGAAUGCUGUUCUCGCGAACGUCACGCAGGUUACACAUGAGAUUAUUAUCGGCUAUGGUCGCGACCUCCUCGCGACUCUUUGGCUUUCUUAGCUUUUUCUUAAUCACGUCGCCAGUUUCAUGCACCACCGUUUGUCUUCUCGACUCGCGCGAUUCCUUUCGUUCGUUUUCAACCCAAUUAUUCUUUUUACGCGUAGACACACGGAUCGACGCUUCUGUUCCUCACAAUUAGGGUUAGAGGAUCGCGAUGUUACGUUGGAACGUCUUCGAAGUGCCAUAAUACGCUGAACUUCGCGAAUUAGCUUCGAUUUGUAGACUCGGUUUAUGGAGACCAAACUGUGGUACCAUUUUGCAUUGUGGGUGGUAGCUGUGUGUUUUUGGGGGAUCAGUGAUUGUAUCUAAUAGAUGAAGAUUCAAAUAUGGUAGAUUUCGUGGUCGUGAGUGAGAUUCUCCCUGUUUCUUCUUCGUGUUUAGUUUUAAUAUGGUACUUGAGAAUUUUAGCGAAUGUUACGUUCUUUUUGCUUGGACCAAACUGUAGCUGUGCAGCUGUAUGAAGAUAACAGAUACUAACAGCAUGUCUUGCUUCUACUAUACAGGGUAAGUCACCGUAAUAUGACAAUAUUAAUCUGUUUUGUGGUAUUUUGUUCUUUUAUCGAGAUUUGAGGGCCAUUUUCAGUGUUUUCAGUGUGUGAUUUACUGUAUCAGUCACCAUUUUUAUUAUAUAUUCAAUUUAUUACGUUUGUUGAGCAUCUUUGUGUAUCUCACUUUGGUCUACAAUGGCCAUUAUGCAACAAAUAAUUGUUGAGUUAUUUGAUUUCAUACGUUGACAUAAUUAAAUUUUUAGCAUUUUCGUUUAUUAACUUGAAACAAAGAAUUAAAUAUAUAAAAAAUAAUAUGCAUAGAUAACUUCUCUUUUUUGA
Colletes gigas is the source of this 4610-nucleotide messenger RNA. It is a transcript of the gene Sema2a, whose product is annotated as semaphorin-2A. The record is from RefSeq and is a predicted model, not a curated record. Gene Ontology annotation, biological process: neural crest cell migration; negative chemotaxis; negative regulation of axon extension involved in axon guidance. The transcript has 13 exons. Gene Ontology annotation, molecular function: chemorepellent activity; semaphorin receptor binding. Bases 521 to 2656 code for a protein of 711 amino acids. NCBI's taxonomy places the organism in Eukaryota, Metazoa, Arthropoda, Insecta, Hymenoptera, Colletidae.